GCUAUUUGUGAUGAUAUACCUAGUGAUAUAGUUUGGUAAUAUUCGUGAAUACCAGUGUUGCCAAGCUACUUGAGCGAGUUCAAAUCAAAAUACUAGUAAAUGAUAAUCAUGGCGGCGGGUCCUAUUGCUGAACGCAAUCAAGAUGCUACGAUAUAUGUGGGUGGGCUGGAUGAUAAAGUUACAGAAUCCCUCAUGUGGGAACUAUUUGUUCAGUCCGGACCAGUUGUUAAUGUUCAUAUGCCAAAAGAUAGGGUGACUCAAAUGCACCAGGGCUAUGGGUUUGUAGAAUUUAUGGGAGAGGAAGAUGCAGAUUAUGCCAUCAAAAUAAUGAAUAUGAUAAAAUUGUAUGGGAAACCGAUAAGAGUAAACAAAGCAAGUGCUCAUCAGAAAAAUUUAGAUGUCGGAGCUAAUAUCUUUAUAGGAAAUCUUGAUCCAGAAGUAGACGAGAAACUGUUGUACGAUACCUUCAGUGCGUUUGGAGUAAUUCUUCAAACACCUAAAAUAAUGAGAGAUCCCGAGACAGGAAAUUCAAAGGGAUUUGCGUUCAUAAAUUUCGCCUCGUUCGAUGCAUCCGACGCAAGUAUAGAAGCGAUGAAUGGCCAGUAUUUAUGCAACAGACCGAUUUCCGUAUCGUACGCUUUCAAACGCGACGCCAAAGGAGAAAGACACGGUAGCGCGGCUGAACGUCUAUUAGCCGCGCAGAACCCUCUGAGUCAAGCGGAUAGACCUCAUCAAUUGUUUGCCGAUGCGCCACCUUUAGCGCCACCACCGAUUCCAAACUCAAGUGCGGCAACUCAUCAAGCUGCUCAUCAUCCUCAGCAUCACGUGAUGCACCAUGGAAUGGUUGUUCCACCUCCUCCACCCCCUUCAACACCAGGACCUCCAAUGGGUCAUCCACCACCACCACCCGUCCCACCUCCGCCAUCGAGUGGUUUCCCACCAGCAAGUAUUCCUCCACCACCUUUGCCUCCUAUGUCAAUGGCAACGCAUCCUCCUUUACCACCCGGAAUGCCACCUCCAUUGCCACCUAUGCCCGUUCCAACUUCUCAAUCGCAACAAACGACGCCCAGAAUGAUGGCGCCACCGCCUCCGCAUUGGGGUGUCAGUGGGCCACCCCAAGGUCAAUUUCCACCACCACCGCCUCCUUCAUCCGCUGGUGCACCUCCGCCUCCGCAAUUUGGUCAAUUUCAACCACCACCCCCGCGACCUCCUCCAACCUGGAGACAUCCACCUCCUCCUCCUGUGUCUCAAGGUGGACCACCACCACCUCCACCUCCACAAUUUCGGCCACCCUUUCCACCAAGAGGUCCACCACCACCGCCGCCACCUCACGAUACCAAUCAAUAUUGAGUUUGCCCUUUCAUUGUCUCAAUGUCUUCGAUUACUUCGCGAGCGUAACGUAAGAAUUUUGCCUGUGUUCAAACUGUUGGAUACAA
Molecule: messenger RNA, 1436 nt
Organism: Eufriesea mexicana
Lineage: Eukaryota; Metazoa; Arthropoda; Insecta; Hymenoptera; Apidae
Gene: Spx
Product: Spliceosomal protein on the X
Exons: 4
Coding region: 100-1350 (416 amino acids)
Biological process (GO): positive regulation of mRNA splicing, via spliceosome
Cellular component (GO): precatalytic spliceosome; nucleolus; U2 snRNP
Molecular function (GO): RNA binding
Source: RefSeq, a predicted model, not a curated record